AAGCCUUUAUUCUAUGAAGUUAGCAAAAUUUCUGAAAACUAUUUCUUGGUAAACAUUUUCAAACUUAGCAGUUUUAAUCAAAUAUUUAAUGAAAUGAAAAACUUUAUUUUUUAUAUCUGAUCACAUAAGCAGCAAGUCUCCCCAAUUUCUCAAGCACUUUAAAUAAUUUUGCCAGAUAUCACUGAUCAACUUUUAAUGACUCAGCCUAAGUAAUAAAAAAUCAAGUAUGAAACCAAAUUAUUGUACUUUGUACAUUUGAUUAGAAAUCACAUAAAUUGAACCAUACUAAAUUGCUGAUAUUCAACGGUUUUUGACCUCCAAAAAUGGCAAUUUUUAUAUGGCUCACACUAAAUAUUUUUAGCAUUAAAUAAUGUGUUUUAAGAAAUAUUACAAUAGGGCUUCUAAAUCCUCCCAAUUCUCUCUUUUACUCUUAUCAUCUCCUGUCUGUUAGGGGUGUGGCAGGUAUUUUUGGAAAAUUUCACAAUCUUAUAUCUUUCCUACAUAACACAGGCAACUUGUAGUUUUAAAAGAGUAUAAAUUAGUAGUUUUGUUUUGGUAACUAUCCUAAGGGGCUAGUAAGAAUAAUCGAACCUUUUAUUGAGAGAAUAUACUGUAAGUUCCUUAAUGUUCCCCAAUUGUUUAGGUCAGUGGUUCACAACCUUUAAAGUUCAUGACAACCAACAGAGAACUUGUUUCUGGGCCCUAUCCCCAGAGAUUCUGAUUCAGUUUAGGUCGGGGUGGGACCCAUGAAUUUGACUUCCUAACACGUUCACAAAUUAUGCUGAUGCUGUGGGUACUAAAACCACUUUUAAGAACCACUGACCUGGGUAUAGAAGAAACUAUUUGUAACCAGGCUUUUUCUUCUUUUGGUCCUUAGGUAAAUAAAACUCAAGUUGAUGAGGUAUGAUUUUACCUUAAAUCAAAACCAUUUUUGGUAAAGUACUACCUUAGCUCUAUUGUAAAGUAAGUGUAAAUUAGAUUUGCUUUGACUUAGUUGCUACAGACCACAAUUACAGGACAACUAACUGAGGAAUUUAUUCACUUGUCCCUUCUUUCGAACCUCACUGUGCUCUGGCUUGCGAGGAGGUGCAAGGGUCGUCCCCGCUUUGCACUUCGCGCUCCAGGCCUGGGUCACUUCACUUGAGUUAUCAGAGGCAACGCGUCUAGUCUGACAAACUGCCGGAGGCUCCUGAUAGAGAAGGGCGUGGGCGCCAGUCUAGGAGACAAAGCUGCGGUGAGCCAACCCAACCCCAUCCGCGAGUCUUCUUUCCAGGGACAUUUUCGGAGCCGAAGGCGCCUCUGCAAGAGCGCUGCGCACAGGUUUCGACUCGCCGGAGAUCGCGCGACGAAUCUGCGCCUCGAACCCUCGCUUUCCAGCAGUCGCCGGAUUGCUGCUCCACAGGGAGCCAACGCGCCCGAGGACCAGCCCAGCCCGGGCUCUCUGAAUCAGUAGGCAGUGCAGGCUGCGAGCUCGUCCACGCAUCUCAGCCCACUCCCUUGUCCUCCCCGCUGGCGAAGAUGUCCGCCAAGCCUGAAGUCGGCUUAGUGCGCGAGGCUUCUCGGCAGAUCGUGGCCGGUGGUUCUGCAGGUCUUGUAGAAAUUUGCCUGAUGCACCCCCUAGAUGUGGUGAAAACCAGGUUUCAGAUUCAGAGAUGUGCAACCGAUCCAAAUAGUUAUAAAAGCUUGGUAGACAGCUUUCGAAUGAUUUUCCAAACGGAAAGGUUAUUUGGUUUUUACAAGGGAAUUCUGCCACCUAUCUUGGCUGAAACCCCAAAAAGAGCAGUGAAGUUUUUCACCUUUGAGCAGUACAAGAAAUUGCUGGGAUAUGUGUCACUGUCACCAGCAUUGACAUUCACCAUUGCUGGAUUGGGAUCUGGACUAACAGAAGCCAUUGUAGUUAACCCUUUUGAGGUAGUAAAAGUUGGCUUGCAAGCAAAUCGGAACACAUUUGCAAAGCAACCAUCCACUGUGGGUUAUGCAAGACAAAUCAUUAAGAAGGAAGGCUGGGGACUCCAAGGCCUCAACAAAGGAUUAACUGCAACUUUGGGACGACAUGGAGUUUUCAACAUGGUUUAUUUUGGCUUCUACUACAAUGUCAAAAACAUGAUUCCUGUCAAUAAGGAUCCAACCUUGGAGUUUUUGAGAAAAUUUGGGAUUGGUCUUCUCUCGGGGACAAUAGCCUCAGUCAUUAACAUCCCUUUUGAUGUUGCCAAAAGUAGGAUUCAAGGGCCUCAACCAGUUCCUGGAGAGAUCAAGUACAGAACCUGUUUCAAAACAAUGGCAACAGUCUACCAGGAAGAAGGGAUUUUAGCUUUGUACAAAGGCCUGCUUCCCAAGAUUAUGAGACUUGGACCAGGUGGUGCAGUGAUGCUGCUGGUUUAUGAAUACACCUAUUCAUGGCUUCAGGAGAACUGGUGAUUGUCUAGGAAGUGUUUUUCCCCCUUGAGAUAAUGGAUAUUUGCUAUGCAGCACCAUGAAGAAGAGAGACUAUCGAUCGGCCAGGUGUAUAAUUAUGAAGGAGAAAACUGUUCAAGAACAAAAUCUAUUUUAAUACUUUAAAAAAUGUCUAUAGGCAACUUGAGAUUAUAGUUUUGGCUGUAUAAAUAAAACUGUGAGAAGAAAAAAUAAUAUGAAACAAUGAGGUAUUUAAAGUGAAUAUAGAAAAAUAGCAUAGAAAUCAUAUAUUUCAUAAAAUAAAUAGAAACUUUGUCUCCCAUGUUCCUCUUCAGUGCUUCACAAUGAAAAUUCAUUGUAUUGAUCAGUAUUUUUCCUAAGAGGUUUAGAAAUGCUUAAACUCUUGAAAAUAAAUCAAAUUAUUCAAAGUUAAAAAAAGUUAAGCCAAAAUUUAAGCAGUUUUUAUAAUGAAUUAAAUUAUUCCAUAAAUAAUAUUUAAAGAGCACAAGAAAAAUUUUUUAAAGUGCACUAAAAUGACCUUUUAAGAAUGUUUAAUUUUAUGAAUACUAUGUUAAAAUGUAAAUCUGUUGGUUUUCUUUAGUAACUAUGAACAUAUCAGAUCUAUUUUCCUACAUCUACUUUAUAUCUCAUAUUUGCUGUAAGAUAAUAAAUAGGUAUUUUAAAACAUUGUUUAAAACAGAAUGUUAAAACACUGUUGUUUAAGCAUGUUUAAAUCAUGAUAUCCCAAAUCUCUUCUAACAAGUAGGAAACAUGAAAUAAAAUUUACUUUCCUCCACAUAGUUCUCUUUGAAGACAAGUUUUGUUGAUGAGAUAUUUUCAUGUUAAAUCACAAAUUGGAAACACCUUUGGACCCAUUUGUCAGCCAUCAGUAUUUGCAUCCAAAUACCUUUGUUCAGCAUGCCUACCUGUGCCAUUUUUAGGAAGAAUGUAUAGAACAGAACUGCAUUUUCAGGUUAUUAGUUUUAAACGACAACUUCAGGUGGGAAGUCAGCUGUCUGCAGUAUUAAAAUAUGUAUGAUGAAGAGGAAAUGUUCCGAAAAAGAAAUACACUUAGCAUUUCUAAGGAUUACUAUACUAACAUGUAUCAACAAAAAUAUCUCCUUGGUCUUGAUGUAACCAAACUUGAUUUUAUAUCUGCAUCCAGAGAUGAUGCUGAUUCAGUAAAGUCAACAAGAAUAACUGAAAGUCCAUAUGACACCUGUCCUAAGUUACUACUGUGGGCUAUUUCUACUAUGGGGCUAUUUCACUAAAGCAUUUUGAAAAUAAAAAGUAAAAGAUAACAUGGUAAUUAUUACUUUUUAUUAAUUUAGAGCAUUUGAAGUAUAAAAAUAAAAGGCUUUUGACAUACUGUAUAUACAUACAUAGCCUUCUGUUGUACAUCCUUUCCAACGUGUUUUUUAAAAUUUAUAUUUCAGUCCAAUAUUCAAUAAAAGGGUCAUUAAAAACAAAACAAAAUUGUUAAAAAAGAAAUAAGAAUGUGUCUCUGUUGCACAACUGCAUUCUAUCCUUGCAGGUAAUAUUCUUACAUCCAACGAGAGCACUGCCUGCCCAGAGGCCAUGAAAUUGAACCUUUAACAUCUCCAUGUGGAUCAGAUAGAAAAGGAUUUCUGAAGAGUGCAUUUGCCAGUUUAAAAGCAACACUUUUACCAUCUAUGAGAUAGAGGAAAUAUGUCAACAUUAACCAAUAAUAAUAAUCUUUAAAAGUUAACCCUUUAAUCCAUCCUAUUUUCCUUCUUGUAUUUUAAAAAGUGGCUUUAAAUCAUAAUUUUCUUUGAAUAGCAAAUUUUAUCUGUUAUCUUUUAAAAUUACUCCAUGUGAAUUCACUGUUAAGACCUAGAGGGAGAAAAGGAAACUUUGAUACCAUUAAUAUUAGAUUUUUUAAAAUACAAGAACCAGAAAAAAAUUAUAAAUAGCACAAAAACAAGAGAUUUCUUAAUUUAGAUAAAGAAAAUAACAUUAUUUGCAUUUCCACACAAGCAAGUAAUAUUUUUUAAAGCCCCCUAACAGCCACCUAAAAACAUUUGAUAAAGAAUAGUUCUGUACCUUACAUCAGUUUUUCAGAUGACAGGAGAGUCCCUGUAUGGUAUGGUUUUAAAGUCUCCACCAAAAUAGUGGAUUGGAUCUUUGUUCCAUUCAGUUUAUAGUCUAUUUUCUCACCAGACUGGGAACUCCAGAUGUCAAUGGGAGUUUUACAAGAUCAAAGGAAGACUAUGGCCCUGAGAGUUCAUCUGCUCCUUCUGCUUAUUCUUCUCCUGAAGUUAUAAUCCUCUAUUUGUAGCACUGAAUUUCGGUUGCUUUAGAAAUAAAUGCAGUUCAAAGCUCUCUAUAAAAUAUCUGCUGUCUGAAAAAAGCAGUUACUCUAACAUAAUUCGUGUGUCAGAAAUCUGCUUACUGUUUACAUCCUAGUGAUUUGAAAACCGAACUAAUCUAGCCAUCUGAGUUUUAAAUGAAGCCAUGAAACCGAUGUGGUGGAACUGCAUUGCCAUGUAGACUGUGCACAGCACAGACGGGAAGAAAUUAAAAUCACCUAGGGAAUCCAUCUUCAACAUCCAUAUCCAGUGAGGUGCUCUUUUAGUUAUUGCACAGAUUUAGUACCAAAAAACCCUCAAUAUAUUAAUUUUCCAAUAGCUGAAUUGUACCAAUGUCCUAAAAACAUAUUUUUAAGCCUAUAUUGCCAAACAGGAAGAACUUCCUAAACAGAAGGGAUUAAAAACUGUAGAAUUU
Pongo pygmaeus (Bornean orangutan) is the source of this 5139-nucleotide messenger RNA. RefSeq names its product solute carrier family 25 member 21 (gene SLC25A21). Gene Ontology annotation, biological process: transmembrane transport. NCBI's taxonomy places the organism in Eukaryota, Metazoa, Chordata, Mammalia, Primates, Hominidae. The transcript is spliced from 10 exons. The record is from RefSeq and is a predicted model, not a curated record. The coding region runs from base 1519 to 2418 and encodes 299 amino acids.